Messenger RNA from Nematolebias whitei (Rio pearlfish), 1046 nucleotides. It is a transcript of the gene vash1, whose product is annotated as vasohibin 1. The transcript is spliced from 7 exons. The coding region runs from base 48 to 1046 and encodes 332 amino acids. Gene Ontology annotation, cellular component: cytoplasm. NCBI's taxonomy places the organism in Eukaryota, Metazoa, Chordata, Actinopteri, Cyprinodontiformes, Rivulidae. Gene Ontology annotation, biological process: regulation of angiogenesis. The record is from RefSeq and is a predicted model, not a curated record.
CUCAGUGCACUUCUGUGUUAGAUCUGUGUUGUGUUGCUCAAGGAGGGAUGCUGAAGGCCACAGUGGGUUCAGUGGAGGAGAAGGAUGAGGAGCAGGAGGAUGAAGGUGAAGAAGAGUUGAGGGAUGGAGGGGUGCCUUUCUAUGUGAACAGAAGAGGCCUCCCAGUAGACGAGGAGACUUGGGAGAGGAUGUGGCGACACGUGGCUAGAAUCCAUCCGAAUGGUGAAGCACUGGCCAAGGAGAUAAGAGGUGCCACUGACCUGCCCAAGAUUCCAGUACCAAGUGUGCCUACAUACCAACCUACCACUACUAUUCCCCAACGCCUGGAAGCCAUACAAAAGUUCAUCUGGGAAUUGCAGUACAAUCACACGGGAACCCAGUUUUUUGAGAUUAAGAAAAGCCGUCCUCUUACUGCGUUAAUGGACAUUGCUAAGGAGAUGAUACGAGAGGCUCUGCCAAUCAAAUGUUUGGAGGCGGUGAUCCUGGCAAUUUAUCUCACCAAUAACAUGCCCGGUGUGGAGCGCUUCCCUCUCAGCUUUAAGUCUCAUUUCUCAGGGAACCACUUCUACCACAUUGUGCUUGGCGUUCACAGCGGGGGGCGUUUUGGUGCGCUGGGCAUGAGUCGAAGAGAAGACCUCAUGUUCAAGCCACUGGCGUUUCGAACACUGUUGGACUUGGUGCAGGAGUUUGAAGGCGCCUACAGGGGCUACUGGCACACCCUGCGCAAGAUCAAGAUUGGCCAGUACGUGUCACACGAUCCUCACAGCGUGGAGCAGAUAGAGUGGAAACACUCCAUACUGGAUGUGGACAAGCUGAGCAAGGAGGAGCUCAGGAAAGAGCUGGAGAGACACACCCGAGACAUGAAGAUAGGAAAACCAGCACCUCCUUCUCCCACUAAGGAUAGGAGAAACAGUGUGGGUUCUCCUCAUAAAGGACCAAACAGCCCCAUCCGGAGGAUCAGCCGAGUUGAGAGACGCCCCUCUGGAGAGAAGAAGGUUUUGGAACAAAAGGCGGCAGAUAUUAAUGGAUACCAGAUCCGUGUCUGA